GUCAGCCACUUCCCAAAUAACAACAUCGGUGGUGGCUGCUGCUCGCUGAGCUUCUCGCUUCAGUGAAAUUUAUCAACGUAUCGGUCGGCGAACACCGGCUCCUUUCACAGUUAAUCAAAUGACAGUACAGUGAGGAAGCGAGUCUCAAUCUUUAACAGGUUUAUGCUGCAAAAUGGACUUUCUGCUCCAGGUGAAAAUAGGCGCUCUGAUCGGUCUGUUGCUCCUAACUCUUCUUUUUGGAUUUAUCCCUGCUCGAGUCAAAUGGUUCAGAGACACAAACGGCACAGAAACCCAUCGCACAGUCCUGAGUCUGAUCAGCUGUUUUGCUGGAGGCGUUUUCUUGGCAGCAUGUCUGCUCGACAUCAUUCCAGAUUAUCUGUCAGACAUCAACGCCGCGCUGGAUUCUCAGAAGGUGGAGAGCAAUUUCCCCCUCCCAGAAUUCAUCAUGGCUGCCGGCUUCUUCACCGUCCUCAUACUGGAAAGGCUUGUCCUGAACUGUCGGGAGAGGGCAGGGUCUCACGAGGAGAGGGCACCCCUCAUACAGGACAACAGAAAUGGGCACGGGCAUGGACACGGCCAUGGAACAAGCCCUGAUCUGGAGAGCAGCAGCCACCAUGUCCAUGUUGACUUUCAGGCUCAUUCCCCCUUUCGCUCCUUCAUGCUCUUCCUCUCCCUCUCACUCCACUCGGUGUUCGAGGGUCUUGCUAUCGGCCUGCAGAGCACUGACUCAAAGGUAUUAGAGAUCUGCAUCGCCAUACUUGUCCACAAGAGCAUCAUAGUGUUCAGCCUGUCGGUGAAGUUGGUCCAGAGCGCAGUUGCUCCACUGUGGGUGGCUGCUUACAUCGGAGUGUUCGCCGUGAUGUCGCCUAUAGGCAUCGCCAUCGGCAUCAGUGUGAUGGAGGCUCAGCUGGAAGCUGGAGCGCUGGUCCAGGCCAUCCUGGAGGGGCUUGCUGCAGGGACGUUUAUCUACAUCACCUUCCUGGAGAUCCUCCCACACGAGCUCAACUCUCCCGGGAAGCAGCUUCUCAAGGUGCUCUUCAUUCUGCUGGGCUUCAGCAUCAUGGCAUCUCUGACGUUUAUGGGCUGAGGCCGGUCGUCGUUUGUGACCUGGAUGCUUUGUGGCAACUACCGCAGCUCACUAAGACUUGACUUUGUACAGAAAGACAAUCUUUAUCAGAAAAGAAGAAGGUUUAACUCUGGAGUUUUUAAUGUCAAAGGGAGCAUGACAACGUUUUAUUAUGCUUCAUAUACUUUUAAAAAAGGAGGAGUUUGGAUGAUUUAUGUAUAUGCCAUUUCUUUUUAAGAGGAUUUUAUGUAAACAGGUACCAUUUACUGCAAUGCUAACUUUGGAGAAUCACAGGGGAAAGAAGUGUCUUAUCACUGAGUCCCCUCAUUAUCACUGAAUGAUGUUUUGAAACAUGCUCUGGACCUGCAGAAAAAACAAACCAGAGCCACUGACCUUUGACACUAUUGAGGAAACCACUGGAAACAAAGGGCCAUGUUGUGUGUAUAUGAUACCCUUUAAGCAUGCCAGUAUAUCAGUAACUCCACAUCUUUCAUGUUUACAUUUUAUCUGAAGUCAAAUGGGAAGCUUCUCUUUCCAAAAAGCACUCUUUGUGCCUUUUGUUGAAGUACUUUAUACGGUACCUUCUUUACUACAGGCUCAGCUGCAUGGCUGGCAUAUUUGAAUUGUUAUUCUUGGUGUUUAUUCACUGGCAUUUUAGUGCAAUGCUUUAAGAUGUAGUUUCCAGAAUUAGGCUGCUUUUAUUUCUCAUUAUAAACUAGAAUAUCAACAUUUCGUUCAUUUGUCCAGUAAAUUAGUGUAAAUGUAAACUGACUUCCUGAUGCCUUGAGAAGCUGCAUGCUAAAACAAAGAAUGGCAAUGACGGGAAAAAAUGUGUUUACAUGCACGCUAAUAUUUCACUGUUAUUCUGAACAUGACAGAAUUCAGAAUAUGGUAUGGAUCAUGUAAACAGCAUAUUCUGUUUGGAUGUUUCGAAAUACGCCUAUUUCUGAAUGAAGCAUUUUCCAAUUAAGACUUGUAUAAGACAUGUAAUGUGUGUCUCAGUUGGGGUUUUUACCGCAAUUUGCAACACACAGCCUCUUGCCUGUUUAUGGUCAGCUCUGUGUGUUUUCAUGGAUACGGUGAGCACAAAUCAAAAGUUUGCAGGGCUAGGGUAGAGAUGCAUGCCCACAUUUCAGGUCAGAAGAAGAAACACUCCUACUUUUAAAUAUUAUGAAAGUCUUUGAUAUGAACAGUUUUUUUAUAUGCACAAAUAUUGCAACACCUAACUUUUCAAGAAGGUGGUUGGUGGAAUGAAAGAGGGAGGCUGUGUUCACACGGUCAACCAGUGGAAAGAUGCAAAAUAGGACGAGCGACUCUAGCGCUUCCAUUUUUUUUCAUAUUUUGAUGUGAUAAACAGCAUGUUAGUGCCGUAGACCCUAAAACUGAUCGGCGUAGCCUCUAUAGCGACACCGAGGGUUGAAAUUAGCUCCAGCCACCUGUCAAAUGCUGGUAAAAUAGGCAAGUCGCUGUGGCUGGUAGGAGUGUGGAAUCCACCAGCCACAGUGGUAGGUGGAACAAAAAGUUAAUUUCAAACCCUGCCGUCACCCAUUAGUCUGUGGACUCCUUUGAGGCUUCAAGGUUUGGCACUUAGGCUGUCGCCAUCUUGUUUUUUUUGGAGCCAGAAGUGACCAUAUUUGGGCAAGAGGCUGGCACUGUGGAGGAGCAAGGGAUGGAUCUGACUGAGAGGCUGAGGACUCUAGAGGCAGACAGCCUGUCAGUCAAAGCAGCCCGUCCUUAAUUAUGUGUAACUCUAAGCCUUGAUAAAAUAUAAACGCGUGAGUUAUUAAAAAACAUACACUCCCUGUACAGUUGUCAUGAAUGUUGAAAUUUGCUAUAGAGACCAAAACCUUUUUCUGUACCAGAGGUUGCCGCUUGGUUAUGGCACGUUAAUCGAAAUAUGCACGGCUGCAUGUAAACGAGAAUAUUAGUGGAAUAUUCAUUUUCAUUAGCCAUGUAACAGCUCAGUAGCAAUACUGUGUUUUUCAGAAUAAGGGCAAAAAAACUGAAUAUUUUGUGCAUGUAAACAUAGUCAGUGAUUAUCUUCACAAAUGGGAAUUUGAAUUAAACAUGGCUUUAAAAUGGCUUUAAACAACCAACUGUUAAAACAAGCUGAUCACUGUUGUUUACAUGAUGUUGACCUUUGUUCCAGUUUGUUCUGUUCUGACACUUUGUCUGUACUGCUUCUUUGAAACACUUUCUCCAUGUGUAAUGCUUUUAUUUCUCAGUUUUGAUUUCAGACGAUACAGAAGCUUUUAAUAUCAGCACAAAGAGAGGUACAAGAUAGAAAUCAAACCAAGCAGGAAACCACAGUACGGCACAUUGGGUACAUUAAUUCAGUCUUAAGCUAUGGUGCAGGCCGAGAGCCAAAACUUGUAUUGUACAUUGUCCACACGUGUUAUAUAUGUAGAGUAAACAAAGCAGGUGUAAACUGAGGAAUAAGUAAAAACAGUACAAUUCAAACAGUAUAGCAGGCAGUUAAAAAGGUCCAGUAUCUGUGCUUUCAGCCUGCUUACACUCCAAGUGAACCAGUAUAUUGAGUCUAUGUAUGAAGUCAUAGUUGUAAACGGUGUCUUGUUCAGUUAGAAGUCAGUCAUGUGAAGAUCAGAUUGUUUCCUCAUCACAGCAAAUAGGAGGAAGUUGGAAGGUGUGAGUUGGUUGUCAAGAAAAACUUGUGCAUGUCAGCAACAACAGUUUUGCCAGUGCCACUUCAUCAUAUUUUGGGCAGAUGUGGAAAUUAUCAACUUUUUUUUUGUUAAAAGUCUGACUAAGACUAAUGCAACUGAUAACUGUUCCCAAAAGGAAUGCCACAGCUUUCACUCCAGUGUUGUUAAUGCAUAUUUUUGUUUUUGUUUGUUGUCAGAAUACCACCUGGUGCAUUAUAAUGUGUAAAAAAUAAUUUGUUCAUACGCUACACAAACAUCAACUGUCUUUUUAUAUGUAGACCUACAUAUAUUAUUUUGUGCCUUAUUAAUCUCAUGGGAGAUGACUCUGUUGUUUGUUGUGUAAACUUGAUCAGAGUAAAGAUAAAAGAGGAA
This is a messenger RNA of Epinephelus moara (kelp grouper), 4101 nucleotides long. RefSeq names its product solute carrier family 39 member 1 (gene slc39a1). Gene Ontology annotation, biological process: zinc ion transmembrane transport. The transcript is spliced from 4 exons. Bases 173 to 1087 code for a protein of 304 amino acids. NCBI's taxonomy places the organism in Eukaryota, Metazoa, Chordata, Actinopteri, Perciformes, Serranidae. Gene Ontology annotation, molecular function: zinc ion transmembrane transporter activity. Gene Ontology annotation, cellular component: plasma membrane. The record is from RefSeq and is a predicted model, not a curated record.